Molecule: messenger RNA, 1277 nt
Organism: Mytilus californianus (California mussel)
Lineage: Eukaryota; Metazoa; Mollusca; Bivalvia; Mytilida; Mytilidae
Product: GTPase IMAP family member 9-like
Exons: 3
Coding region: 152-1063 (303 amino acids)
Molecular function (GO): GTP binding
Source: RefSeq, a predicted model, not a curated record
GGUUUUAAACUUCGACUUUCUUUUGUAACGUAUUCUGUAAAGGCCGUUAACAUUUUGCGACGUUAUAUUUCAUUUAUUUCAAUAGAGGAACGUUAAUGAUUGGUUGAGCAAUAUUAUAUAAAAAAAACCCAGGUAGUGCAAUAAAAAUUAAAUGAUCGACAUUUAUGGAUUGAAACAUAUCGCGAUGGCAGGUAGUGAAAAGCGAUAUCCGAUCACUCAGGAAACUACGGGUAGGAAUUAUGCUUAUCUUCCUGAAAUAAGGGUACUACUAGUUGGAAAAACAGGAACCGGAAAAAGUGCAACUGGAAAUACUAUCUUAGGCUGGAACUUUUUUAUAUCAAAAACUUCUGUUAAAUCAGUGACAAGCAAAGGAAACAUGGGGAAAAUGAGAUGGAAAGGGAAAAUAUUUACUGUGGUAGAUACUCCCGGAUUACUCGACACUAACAUGACAGAAGAUAACCUUCGAUUUGAAAUAGUGAAGAGUUUUGGUAUGAUGGCACCGGGACCCCACAUUAUUUUAUUCGUACAUUCUACGUCAAGGUAUACAGUUGAAGACCAAACUGCUAACACAAAACUUGCAGAUCUCUUUAAAGAAAAUCCGUACAGUCAUAUGGCCGUUUGUUUUACUGGGAAAGACAAUUUGGAAGUUGAUGGUAUAACCGAGAGAGCAUUUGUACAACAAUGUCAACCUCUGAAUGAUUUGAUUGGAAAAUGCAACGGAAAUGUUUUUUUCCUAAAUAAUCGUUUGAAAGAGUCAGACAAAAUCACUGAACAAUGGAAUAGUUUGUACUCUUUAAUUGAUACAAUAUUUGAGAGUAACGAUGGCCGCCACUACACUGACACGGCAUUUCAAGAAAUAGAUGCUGAAAUGGAAAAAUUAGUGAAUCGACAAUUGUCGGUAUUUUCAUCCCCUUCGGAACAAGCAGAAACGAGACAAGAAAAACGUGUAAAGCUCCAAUGGAAUAUUUCAUUAAAUGGAAUUAUUUUGGACUGCCUACUAAAAGCUUUGGCCUAUGCUGCUGGCAUAGCAGUAUUGAUAGCAGCUUUUUUUUUUAAAAUUUGAUAGAAAUACAUCUGCCAAUGCCAUUUGCAGUAUUCCGUUUUAAUUUGGAAAGCAAUAGAAGAAAGAAAACACAAUUGUUAAGAGGAAAAAUAUUACUACUGCAAAAAAACUUUAAGCACAUAGCCAUGGACGUUUCUUAAUUUUGAAGUAUUUAGUAUUGAGUUGUUUUUUAUUGGAAUAAUUAUUUGAUAAAUAAAGACCUUUGUUAGUUUUA